This is a messenger RNA of Fonsecaea nubica, 2004 nucleotides long. RefSeq lists its product as hypothetical. Gene Ontology annotation, cellular component: membrane. Gene Ontology annotation, molecular function: ATP binding; ATPase-coupled transmembrane transporter activity; ATP hydrolysis activity. Lineage: Eukaryota; Fungi; Ascomycota; Eurotiomycetes; Chaetothyriales; Herpotrichiellaceae. Gene Ontology annotation, biological process: transmembrane transport. Bases 1 to 2004 code for a protein of 667 amino acids. The record is from RefSeq and is a predicted model, not a curated record. The transcript has 8 exons.
AUGGCCUCAAACACUGGCGCCACCGCCAGAGACGAUGCCAUUCAGCCUCGCAUAAUCACAGCACAGCACAUCAGAAAGCCGAUACGCUGGCGUGACGAGGCUCCCUUCCUUUGGCUCUCGGUGAUCACGUUCCUCGUGGCUGUAGCCGAGCUUAUUGGUUUGAUUGUCCUUCGGACCAAUGGCAUUUCCAAGUUCCAUUCGUUGGCCGUGGCCACCCUCUAUGUCCUCGCAUUCUUGGUGCAACUCAGCCACCUCUUGCCCACGCCGGUCCAGGCAAACGACGACAAGAUAGAGCCGUCAUGGCAUGCGUUUGUGGAAGCCUGGACCCUCAUGAUCUUGUCUGACGUGCUCGCCAUUUUCGAUAUAUAUACCCGGCUCGACAAUGACGCAACCUCCACCCCCAACUCCCCCACCUCCCCUCGCAUGGCUGCUCCCUCCCCCUUCAGCAUCGCGACUACCACUACAGGAAAGGGAAGCAGUGCACAGCAAAGAAACAAACCACAAAGCAAAAAGAGGAAAUGCUCUCCCACACUCCGAAGAAACGUCAGCGAAGAGAUCCGCGGUGCAGGCGGCCGGUGGCAGUGGAUGAAAAAAUUCCGCAUCUUCGUGCCGUGGGUGUGGCCGAGCCAGCGGCCGUGGAUGAAGGUGCACAUCGUCUGCGCCAUCAUUGUGCUCGGAACGGAGACGCUGCUGUCGCUAUACGCGUCGUACGUGCAGGGCGCCUUUGUCCAGAGCGUCGUGCAGGCGUAUACGGCCCAACACCUCAGCACCGCGUGGAAGCCGCCGGCGCUGGUCGUGGUUGUCCAGUUCGCUUACUCGAGUAGCGGACUGUCGGCCGUGCGCACGUUGUUGUGGGCCAAGUUCAAGCUCGGCCGCAAGGCCAAAGUGCGCAAGCUCGUCUACGAGCAUCUCAUGAGUCACGAGGCCGCCUUCCAUAACUCGACGGACCGGACUGACAUCAGCACGGCCAUUGAAAAAAGCAAUCAGGUCUUCUCGCUCGUGCUUGGCGCCGUCUCGGCCGUCGAACUGCUCCUCGUGCUCUGGGCCAACCGUAACCAGACGGUGAUCGUCGACCGCGCUACGAAGACCCGCUUCGGGACGAAUCGCCUGUGCCAGGGUGGCCUGCGUGGCUGGUCCACCGUGGCCAUGUACGAUCAGAUCGACCGCGAGAUCGGGGCGUACGGGGAGAGCCUCGGCGCGCAGACCGAGGCGUCUCUCUUGUCGUCGUUUGGCGCCUUCGCAGCCACCACCCUCGUCAUCGUGCGUGGCCUGCAGACUGGAGACCACACGGUCGCGCCCGUCGUGGCGUUCGGCGGGUACAUGGCCCUGGCCAAGGGCCCGAUGCGGCACCUCACCCGGAUCCCCGAGCACAUCAUGGAAGAUCUGUACAACGCCGACCACCUCCGCCGACUGCUCGAGAUUGUGUCCAAGAUGAAGUACGGGCCCAAGAAUCUCACCCUUGAUGUGGGUGGCGGCACCAUCGAAUUCAAGAACGUCACCUUUGGCUAUCCCUCGGCGGCUGAUGGCGCGGGGAACAAGACGACCCUCAAACACUUCUCUCUCGUCUCGACAAUUAUCGACCUCGUGAAGCGGUCGUACGAUCCCGACGUGGGCACAAUCCACAUCGACGGCCAGGACAUCAAGGAGCUGCAAAAGAGAGAGCUGUCCAAGUACAUCUCCGUCAUGGCUCAGACGCCGUACCUCUUCAACCACACUUUCUCGCCCAAUAUCAAGUACGGCCGGCCCGAUGCCACGGAGACAGAGCUGCACGAUGCGGCAGACCGCGCCGGCAUUCACGACAUGGUCCAGCGGUCUCCCGGAGAAAAACCUCUCCGGCGGCGGAAAAACAACGAGUUGCGCUGGCCCGGACACUUCUCCACGAUGCAUCCGUCCUCAUCCUUCGACGAGGCCACCAGUGCGUUGGACGCUGACACGGAGGCUCACGUCAAGGAGAGCAUCAAGAGCAACAAGACAACCAUUGUCAUUGCGUACGUAACCGUGUGA